UAAAGUUUAAUCAAAGAAAUAACAAUAAAUAAAAUGUAGUCUAGUUGAUUAUAAUAUUCUUUCGUCAUUUAAGUGACCAAGGUUUGAACUCCAAUGAUAACAAUUUUAAUAUAUAAAUAUGAACCGAGUGCAAUGACAAAAUAAUUGAAGUCACUCAAAAUAGCAUCUAAACUAAAUGUUUUGCUACCUUUCUUUCAAUAUAGUCUAAAAAUAAUUGGAAUCACUCAAAAUAAUGCAAAAUGUGAGUAAUGAGUUAGUUGUGAAUUGAACAUGGAUGCUCAAGGCUAAAAACUAGAUUAGCUACCAGUAGACUACAUGAUAAUUGUAUAAACUAAUAUUCUGGACGAGUCCUACUUAUUCAAAUUUUAUCUAAAUAUCCUUAAGGACCUGGGGGCUCGGAUCAGACUAAUCCCAGGGGGCCGGGGCCCAUCCUACCUUCCAAGUGGCUCCGCCCCUGCUGUCUAGAAUCACUCUCUGGCCACGAAAUUUGAAAUGAGAGAAUUCCAACCCAUGUUUUGUCUUUAUAUUUUGUAGAUCUGUAUCUUGCAAAUCGGUUCAUUUUAGACAGCACCAAAUUGUACUCACAAUUAAAUUCACAAAAAUGCUCUAUACCUUUCACAACAAACUGUUGGAACUUACACAUAUAUAACCAUUAAUUUGGAGCAUUAUCAUGUUACCGUCGAACUACAAGUGGUUCUCCAUGCAUACACUUGCUUCUUUAGUUCUCCAUUCUAGAUAUAUUCAAAAUUGCCACUUUUAAUUACUGGUUAAUAAUCAUAACAAUAACAAAAUCAAUAAUCAUCGUCAUCUUUAAUGGCGGAAUGCGUACGUGACAUAUGAUAUAAAUUUCUGAGAUUCAAAUAAAACCAUCGAUUUGAUAAUAUACUCAAACAGAAGAACAAUAUAAAGCUUCCAUUUCUAUAUGAUAUGAAUUCUUGUAUUUAAGUACUCAAUUUUUCUUUCUCUAAUAAUAUAAAGGGGUAAUUAGUUGGUCGAUGAACUCAGCGUAUUUGGAUGGUUGAAUUUGUUUUUUUUGUACAUAUACUAUGCUUGUAAGACAAGGUCGUAUAGUUUCCCAUUUUUAAGGGCUAUAAAACUGUUUGUCUGAUUUACUAAAAUUUAGGCCAUAUUAUAAUCAGAAAUUUACGCAUAAAAAUUGCAAAAAUAAUAUACCCACCAUCUAUAAUAACGGGAUACAUAACUAAAAAUAGACAACUUUAGUAUAAGACAAAAAAAAAACAAAUGAAAGAAAGAAAUCGAUUAGCUCAACUAUAGCCUAUAAAUACACACCACAGUUAGUCUUGCUUCACAUCCAAAACACACACCAAUCAAACAUCUUCCUAAACAAAAUCACACGAAGAAUCACUUACGUACGAAAGAUGAAGCCUGUUACAUUUCUCGUGGCUCUGACUACCGUCGCAGUCGUUCUCUCCACCGUCAGUGCUAGUCCCUACGGUGGGUGGCAGCCGAUAGAGAACAUACAUAACUAUCGCAUCCAGGAGAUUGCUAAGUUUGCGGUAAGAAUGCACAACUUGGAAAACAAUUUCAAACAUCCGUUGAGACUCGUAAGCAUUCGGAGGGGCCUUGUCCAGGUGGUGGACGGCAUGAACUAUAAGCUCGACGUGAUGGUGGCUGGAAGCAACAGUCUCAAUUCCAGGGGGAGUCUGUACCGAACGGAAGUUCACGUUACGCUUGGCACGAUGGAGCUCAUGUUUUUCACACGUAUAGUUAAAGGGUUAAAUUAAGAUCCUGCGUGAACAAUAAUUUAGCAGUCUUUGUUUUAGUUGUUAAGUUUUUCAUUGUUUGAUUAAUAAUUAGGAAUAACAUAAACUUUUGUUGGUUAUCUAGUAAUGUGUUAUUAGUUGAUUAUGUCCUUUUUGUCAAAAGUGUGAUUGUGCUCUUAAUUAAUUGCUCGUGUCUAAUUUUUAUCUCUACAAAUCGCUGCGCUAGAUAUCGUUCUACCGCACCAAAUCUCAUGAACAACUUAAGUAAAAACCAAGAAAUAUUCAUUGAGUAAGACUAUUUCAAUGUGUCAAAUUAAUUACUGCAUCAUGCCAUAGGCUAGAAUUUGAGGACUUUCGAGAAUAACAAAUGUUCAUGGGA
Messenger RNA from Linum trigynum, 2103 nucleotides. NCBI's taxonomy places the organism in Eukaryota, Viridiplantae, Streptophyta, Magnoliopsida, Malpighiales, Linaceae. The record is from the annotation of a GenBank genome assembly.